AUGGUGGGUUACAAUCCGGAGCCCAUUGAUGGAAGGGAGUUGUCUUCGACGGAAUACAGUGAAGCUGGACUCGCAAGCGGUAUCGCCACUAGGAUGAUCAUUCAACCUUUGGACGUAUUGAAGAUACGCUUCCAACUCCAAGAGGAGCCCAUUCAUGGCCAAAGUUCCGGUAAAUAUAAGGGUUUGCUGCAGUCGAUACGAUUGAUAUCCCGAGAAGAAGGUGUACGUUCUUUCUGGAAAGGUCAUGUACCUGCUCAAGGACUGUCAGCCAUUUACGGAUUAGUACAGUUUUCGACAUUUGAAUUUUUAUCACGACAGACUAGUUGCACAAUCAAAGAAAGCUGGACAACGCAUGCCUUUAUCCAUAUUUGGCGCAAAGAAGGUCUCGUCGGAUACUUUCGUGGGUGGAUACCUAGCGUAGCGCAAAUCGCUCCUUUCACAGGGAUACAGUUCGCUCUUUAUAACUGCUUUGUUGGUGGAUGGUCACGGUUCAUCGUUCAUCAUGAAUCUACGGGUUCAUUGGUAUGCGGCGCACUUGCAGGAACUGUAGCGAAAACGGUACUGUAUCCACUAGAUAUGGUUCGACACCGUCUGCAGAUGAAUGGCUUUGAACGGAUAGGUUUCGGACAAACUUCAGAUUAUCAGAUUGGCAUGUUACGAACGAUAGUGAUGGUGGUGCGAAAAGAAUCUGUCUAUGCGCUUUGCUUUACGAUAUCAAAGCUUGUAUUUGGCUACGCUUCGGAUCGAACCUCUCCAGUAAGGAUACUUUCAGUUGGACUUGCCUUGAUAGCGGUAUCGUCGCUGUUUUUUGGUAUAUUGCUUUUGUUUGCUGGUUGUAUGCAAGGUGCAUCAUGGGUGCCAGCUACGAAGCUUGUUGCAAGGUGGUAUAGUGGUCGUUCUUAUGGUAAGAUGUUCUCCAUUCUUGGCUGCGGUAGCGCCAUGGCAGGGAUAUUGAUACCUUUUGUGGAAGUUUAUUAUUGGCGCUCGUUUCUUAUUUAUAUGGGUUUAUCAGUCUUUACCUUCGCUGUCGUUCAUUGCAUUGCUAAAGAUAACGGGACUAUUUCAAAGAUGAUUAAUCUUGUAUACUCACCGGCAAUAUGGAAUGUGUCGACUAUGUAUUUCUUUUCUAUAGAGGUUCGAGCCAUAUGCGAGACAUGGAUUCCUCUUUAUAUUGUGGAAAAUGGUCUAAGCCACACAACAUUUCAAAUUUCCUACGAAAUUGGAGGCGUUCUGGGCAAUCUUUGCUCUGGUAUGGUGUUGGAUUAUCUCUCUCUUCACAUAACCAUGGAUUCAGCUUGUCGUCUAUUCUGUUUUUGGGCACGUAUUUUUCCUCUACCAUUGUGGUGUUUUUUUUUUCAGCGGUACGUGUUCAUUGUUGGUUGGCUUCUCGGCGCUUUCGUAAAUGCUUCCAUCAAUAUUUGGUGCAUGACAGCUUCGAGGAUGGGUGAAAGCAGGAUCUCAGGAUCAAUUUCUUCACUUGUUUCGUUCCUAGCUAGUUUUGGUUCUGUGCUUGCUGGCUCUCCAUUGGCUUAUCUGAUUGAUGUCAUUGGAUACGAGUGCUUCGUUCCUUUCUUCUUUACCCAUAUAGCAAUCGUAGCAGUGGUUGCUUCAAUGAAUAAAGAACUUAGUGUAGCGAAAAUCAAACUUAUCAGAAUGCGGACAUUUUUACCAAGUGGAAAUAACUUUGUGUAG
Messenger RNA from Angiostrongylus costaricensis, 1692 nucleotides. The record is from the annotation of a GenBank genome assembly. NCBI's taxonomy places the organism in Eukaryota, Metazoa, Nematoda, Chromadorea, Rhabditida, Metastrongylidae.